Molecule: messenger RNA, 342 nt
Organism: Rhagoletis zephyria (snowberry fruit fly)
Lineage: Eukaryota; Metazoa; Arthropoda; Insecta; Diptera; Tephritidae
Source: RefSeq, a predicted model, not a curated record
AUGAGCUUUUCUGAAUUCUCCAUCGUGUACAUUACCUUCCCCAACGAGGUGGAAGCGAAGAAGCUUGCCAAGAAACUAGUUCAGGAAAACUUGGUCAACUUUGCCAAUGUGAUGCCUCUGAUGCAGACCUACUAUCGUGAGAUCAAGGGCGCCGUCGAACUGGACGCCGAGGUGAUGGUCAUGGCGAAGAUUCGCACUAGUCAGGCUGAAGAGAUUAUAGGCUACAUUAGCGAGCAGCACCCCGUCAAUUCGGCGCCGGAAAUCUACACCGUGCCCAUCUCGCACAUGAGCAGCCUUCUGGCUGAUAAUCUCAAGGCUAACCUCAAGUCGCGCAAGAGCUAA